UAAACAGCGGAGCGGAGCUGCUUCGUCCCCUCUCAGCUGAGGCGCGCUUCAGUUUCCAGCGUCGGGAAGGACCCGGGACCCGCUGCCGCCACUCCGUCUGUAUGUCGACCGUCAGAUUAAUUUGGGAUUAAAAAUGGUCAUCAGGGUUUACGUCGCCUCCUCAAGUGGAUCCAUCGCGGUGAAGAAGCAUCAGCAGUCGGUGGUGGGUUUCCUGGAGGCAAAUCGCAUCAGCUUCCAGGAAGUAGACAUCACCAUGCUGGAGGAGCAGAGGCUCUGGAUGUACCGCAACAUCCCCAAAGACAAGCUGCCGGAGAAAGGCAACCCACUCCCUCCACAGAUCUUCAAUGGGGAUCGCUAUUGUGGAGACUAUGAAGCCUUCUUCCAGUCGAAGGAGAACAACACUGUGUUUGCAUUCCUCGGGCUCAGUUCUCAACAGUCUGUGAAAGAUUCUGAGUCAUAAAUCUGUUUCAUCCAGGAAAUCUUUCAGCAUGAGGUGAAAGCUGGCACCUGAUCCUGUGCUGCAGCACCUCCGGUGAAAUGAUCCUCCCUCUACGGCGCCAGCAUUUUGCCAAACAGUCAUCAACGUGGAUACUUCCUCAUCCAACUUUAAGAAGAAAAAAAAAAAAACUGCUUAAACAACAAUUCACCAUUACUUUGUCUUCUGGGAAUCAGUCGCAGAGGAA
Messenger RNA from Salarias fasciatus (jewelled blenny), 683 nucleotides. It is a transcript of the gene sh3bgrl2, whose product is annotated as SH3 domain binding glutamate-rich protein like 2. The record is from RefSeq and is a predicted model, not a curated record. The transcript has 4 exons. Lineage: Eukaryota; Metazoa; Chordata; Actinopteri; Blenniiformes; Blenniidae. Gene Ontology annotation, cellular component: cytoplasm. Bases 134 to 460 code for a protein of 108 amino acids.